AUGCCAAGUCUGGCCUGCGCAGGAGAGGCGCAGCGUGGAGCCCGAGAAGAGCGCGGGGCUGGGGCGGGAGGACGCUCUGGAAGAGUGGGGCCCCUGCUCAUCAGCGAGAGGGGGCAUUUUUGUAAAAAAAAUGGAUUCCAGUGUGCCUUGAAAGAAUGCUGUGUAUCGUUAUUCGAGGCCCUGCCCCCGCCCCAGUGCCAGAAGAGAAGACCACCCCCUGCGGUGGAGCCAGUGCAGAGGAGAGGGGGCAUCCCGGCACACCGGGGGAGGGGCCCUGAGAACACGGGAUGGGAUGUGUGGAUGGUGGAGGGAUGCGUGUGGCUGAGGAUGGCUCAGAGUCUCGCUUUCGUCCCCGGGAAGGCCAAGUCCGCGUGGGGCCAGGCCGUGUGGACAGCCUGCCGGCACCGAGGACGUCUUUGCGUGAAGGUCACGGCCGUGGGCGCGUCGGGAGCCGGGGGCGCGGCGUUGGCCCCAGCCUCGCUCCGUCCAGGCAGCAGCUGCGCCUUAGAGGACACGCCCCUUUCAGCUCUAAGUGCUGCCGCCGCCUGUUAUCGGCCGGCCGCCAGCGGGCUCAGGGGAGAGGCGCUAUCUCCCGUGGCCAUGAAAAUUGAUAUUGAACAUGGAAGGGGAACCUCACAAGCUGAUAGCAAUUAG
Rangifer tarandus platyrhynchus (Svalbard reindeer) is the source of this 654-nucleotide messenger RNA. The record is from the annotation of a GenBank genome assembly. NCBI's taxonomy places the organism in Eukaryota, Metazoa, Chordata, Mammalia, Artiodactyla, Cervidae.